AGAAAAGAAGAGAAAGAUGAUGUCUGCGUCAAACGUCUCUUUGUGUCUCCUCGCAUGUUUCCUGUCCUUUACUGUCUCUACAGAGAUAACAGUAAAGCCUGGAGAUGAUGUCACUCUUCAGUGUCAGAGUCCCAGAGGUGCAGCCAUCACACUGUUAGAGUGGAGCAGACCUGACCUGGAGACAGAUGGUUACGUCUUCUUCUUCAGAGACAGCCGAUCAUAUGAACACUACCAGCAUCCAUCUUUUCGUGGUCGAGUGCAGCUGAGAGAUCCAGAGAUGAAGGACGGAGACGUUUCUGUGAUUCUGAAGAACGUCAACAUCAACGACGCUGGAACAUACGAGUGUCGUGUCCUAGCUGGCAGCACAGGACGUGAGCUCAUCAACACCAUCAACCUGAAGGUUGAAGACUCAGGUGACACAGCUGGAGACAUCUCAGCUGGAGGACACAAGGAUGAAGGGGAAAAGAAUGGAGGACACAACGAUGAAAACAUGCAAAGAUGUUUUAGAGUCAUAGUUGGUCUGUCAGUAACAUUUCUGUUGUUAGUUUUGUGAUCUUUAUAAUCUGUAAAACAAGAAGUCUUGAUUCUCUGUCCAGCACAGGACGACUGUCAUUUUGCUCUCUGUUCCCUUUGAAUACACAUCUAUUGAAUUACUUCUUGUUUUAAAGGAGGCCCAUAUUUCCAUGUAUACAGUCAACAACAUACAUGAUGACAGCUACAGUUUAUCAGUUAAAUUAGGUGUUAAAUCGAGACUUGCACACAGCGAUUGAAUAGAUAAGUGAUAAUAAAUUAUUUUUGAAUGUGUCUCUGACAAAUUGGCUUGUGUUUGGAACAUGUUUUUCUGCAAAACCAACUCUUGUAGUUCUCCUUCUAUCAAGCUUUUCUUGGUGAACUGUAAUGAUUUUUACAUAUUUUCAGCAGAGUUUGAAUAAACUGUUUGUAAAGUAUAUAUGUGCUUUUAUAAGUUAAGUAUUAUGUCAAGUGUUUUGCCGCAUACAAAAUCACAAUACAUGUGAAUACACAUUUAUACAUACAUUGAUUCCUUUAUUAUUCUACUUAUAUUA
This is a messenger RNA of Thunnus maccoyii (southern bluefin tuna), 1064 nucleotides long. RefSeq names its product coxsackievirus and adenovirus receptor homolog. The coding region runs from base 17 to 553 and encodes 178 amino acids. The transcript has 3 exons. Lineage: Eukaryota; Metazoa; Chordata; Actinopteri; Scombriformes; Scombridae. The record is from RefSeq and is a predicted model, not a curated record.